This is a messenger RNA of Dreissena polymorpha, 1574 nucleotides long. RefSeq names its product acetylcholine receptor subunit alpha-like. Gene Ontology annotation, cellular component: synapse; membrane; neuron projection. NCBI's taxonomy places the organism in Eukaryota, Metazoa, Mollusca, Bivalvia, Myida, Dreissenidae. Gene Ontology annotation, molecular function: extracellular ligand-gated monoatomic ion channel activity; transmembrane signaling receptor activity; neurotransmitter receptor activity. The record is from RefSeq and is a predicted model, not a curated record. The transcript has a single exon. Gene Ontology annotation, biological process: chemical synaptic transmission; regulation of membrane potential; signal transduction. The coding region runs from base 117 to 1400 and encodes 427 amino acids.
UUAUGUGAGAAAGGACUUAAUUACCAGAAUGUUAUAACGUUGCUUAAAAUUAUCGUCAGCAAAACUUAAUUAAAGCACGCGGCUUAUUUACUGAAACUAUAUCAUAAAACAUCAGAAUGAUGAGAAAAAUAGGUAUUGCUGCGUUUGUAUAUGUAACAUUUCUGUGCUGUGUUAAUGGGGCGAGUUUAAAUGACACAAAGACUUUGUUACGGGACUUGCUUAGCAAUUACAACAAAAACUUGCGACCUGUACACAAUCAGAGUGAAAUUGUGAACGUCACUGUUAAGCUAUUGGUCAAGUCAAUUCAGGAGUUCAAUGAAGUCAGCGAAGUGUUCUCCGUUGUGGCUGGUUUGAGUAUAAGCUGGGAGGAUGAAAGUAUGACAUGGAACCCAGAGAAUUACGGAGGCGCGUCUCAAAUUAUGACUUCAUAUGAUGACGUGUGGGUGCCAGAACUUAUCCUGACGUCGCCGUCAGACGACGUCGAGAGCCUUGGGGCGGCAUGGAAUCGCAUAAGGUAUUAUGCCAAUGGAACCGCUAGGUGGUCCCCGGUAGCAUUAGUAAAGUCCACGUGCACUGUCGACGUCGAAAGCUACCCCUUUGAUACACAGACGUGCACGCUCUCAUAUAAUGCAAUGGGGUACGAGCUUGGUGAAGUAUUCCUACUACCGGCGACGGAAGCACGUGAAAUGACGUUAUUUUCAGAGCACCCUAUGUGGGACCUGGUCGACACCGCAGCAAAGUCCGAAUCGUUUGGGUAUAGUUGGCAAGUGAGUUUUACUUUCAAACUCAAGAGAAGACCGGCAUAUGUCUUAGUUAAUGUGGUAUUACCUAUUUUGUUCCUGAGCGUCCUGAAUUUGUUGGUGUUUCUUUUGGUGCCGGAGUCCGGAGAGCGGGUUUCAUACUGUAUAACCGUUCUCCUUUCUAUCGCGGUUUUCAUGACCAUUGUCAGCGCUAUGUUACCCAGGACCUCGAAACCCGUUCCGAUCGUUUCCUACAAACUUAUCAUAGAUAUGGUUAUAAGUGCGGCGAUUACCGUUGUGGUCAUUCUUAACCUUCGUAUCUACAGCAAGGAUCCAGAAAUUCCCGUUCCGAACUGGCUGAUUGGUAUUUACCGGUUUUGGACAUGCGCCGUUUGUCGAAAGCGAAAAAUAGAACCUGUAUGGAUGAGAAAGUUAUUUAGGAAAACAUCAAAAGCGACCAGAAUACAGACGGUGAAAACUAUCUCUGAAGCUGAAAAUGAGAAUGAUAUUAAGAGACAACUGUCAGAAGCAAUUGAUGAAGAACAGAUCACGUGGAAGAAAAUAAGCUACAUGGUCGACGUGGUUGCUCUCUGGUUGUUUGGUCUUGCAACACUUUGCAGUUUCGCUGUUUUCCUUGCUAUUGUUACAAGUCGCGGCUAGUAAACAACAGCACAUUGCCCACCUGUGUUAACGUUGUUAUAUAAUAAGUAUUUAAGAAGCAGCAAAUGCUUGUAAUUUUUCCUCACGGAGUUUCACGGCGUCGGUAAUUAAUCUGGCAACAUUGUUAAUCACAAUAUUACUUUAAAAAGAGAUUUUAUUUUAAAAUUGCACAAA